AUGCGUCGUGCAGCUAUUCAAGCGUUUCGUACUGCUCGUCGUGCACCAGUAUGGCGGGUCGGUGGUAGGAAACCGCCUGCGCUAUCGUUCACAAGCAGCCACUCUAGCCUCCGCCCCUACACCUCGGCCAGACAUCCUGCCUUUCUCUCCGCUUCCCUACAGUCUUCGAUGCAUCUACGGACAUUCUCUGUCGCAGUGAUAUCGACAGUAGUCGCCUCCGGGGCUUGGUAUGCUUAUCAGGGGGAUAGCUCCCAGCAGACGCCCGCCGCACCUGGAGCAUCAUCUUCUCAAUUCCGAUCAUUAACGUCAAGUGCCCUUGCUGAGGGCGCUGCUGAACCUACUCGCCGCGCACUUUUAGUAGAUAACGACCAGUUCUAUACCGCGACCCUCUCCGGAGAGCAGCCAUUGCACAAAAACACCGACGACUCCGAUCGUCGAGUUCUGGAGAUGCUGACCCCCGAGCAAGCGACGCAGAAGCUGAGGAAGAACGAGGAAUCGUAUUUGGUCAACCGGGGUAAAGGGGUUAUUCGCUAUGACAUCGUUCAGGUACCGAGUAAUUCCCCAAUUGAAGACGAUCAUGCGGAGAAGAUAGUCGAGGUGCCGGCAACCACAGCUGCGGCUAGCGAAGGGCAGUCCAGCAGCGACUGGAUGUUCUGGGCAGUGUUUGAUGGUCACUCUGGCUGGACAACUUCUGCUAAGCUGCGCAACGUACUCAUUUCCUACGUCGCUCGAGAACUAAACAGCACCUACAAGUCUGCGUCAUCCGACCCCUCGCUCCUAGUGCCAACAUCCGCGGCCGUUGAUGCCGCUAUCAAGCAGGGUUUUGUCCGGUUGGAUGACGAUAUUGUUCACAGCAGCGUCGACAAGGUCCUAAAAUCCAACUCGCGCCGCGCCGCCGCCGAAUUACUUGCCCCUGCUCUCUCAGGCUCCUGUGCUCUACUUGCAUUUUACGACUCACAAAACAAUGACCUGAAGGUUGCUUGCGCCGGCGACUCCCGGGCGGUUCUAGGCCGUCGCGGUGCGAACGGGAAAUGGUCAGCGACAGCACUUUCGGAAGAUCAAACUGGCGGUACGCCCUCCGAAAUGAAGCGACUGCGCGAAGAACACCCAGGCGAGCCCAAUGUGGUGCGUAAUGGCCGCAUUCUUGGCCAGCUAGAGCCCAGCCGCUCCUUCGGAGAUGCAUUCUACAAAUGGAGCAAGGAGACGCAGGAAAAGAUCAAGCGACAGUUCUUUGGUCGUACUCCGCACCCCUUACUAAAGACGCCGCCUUAUGUCACCGCUGAGCCCAUUAUCACGACUACAAAGAUCGAUCCCAGUCAAGGGGACUUUGUUGUCCUCGCGACCGACGGCCUCUGGGAAAUGCUGAGCAACGAAGAAGUUGUCGGUCUGGUCGGACAAUGGAUUGAAGAGCAGCAAACUGGAGCGGGCAACAAGAGCUGGGUAAAGAGCCUCUUCGGCUCCCAACAAAACCAGCUGCCUGUGGAAACACCGAAAGAGACAAGCACGGAUGGCCAGCGCCGCCCCAUCCGUCAACAGCAGUACGACAUUUCAGGUGCCGCCAGCCGCUUCGUUGUAGAGGACAAGAAUGCGGCCACACAUCUCGUCCGCAACGCAAUGGGUGGAAAGGACAAGGACAUGCUUUGCGCCUUGUUAACUCUUCCUAGUCCCUAUUCUCGGCGAUAUCGCGACGAUGUAACCGUUGAAGUCAUCUUCUUUGGUAGCAGCCCCGACAACCGCACAAUCUCAAUCAACGAAGAAGCCAGCGCAUCAGAAGAAAAGGUCAAGGCCAAACUUUGA
Molecule: messenger RNA, 1797 nt
Organism: Aspergillus calidoustus
Lineage: Eukaryota; Fungi; Ascomycota; Eurotiomycetes; Eurotiales; Aspergillaceae
Source: the annotation of a GenBank genome assembly